This is a messenger RNA of Rotaria sp. Silwood1, 3342 nucleotides long. The record is from the annotation of a GenBank genome assembly. NCBI's taxonomy places the organism in Eukaryota, Metazoa, Rotifera, Eurotatoria, Philodinida, Philodinidae.
AUGCAAGUAACAUUAUGUAAUGACUCGGAAGAUUUAUUAUCUAAAGCUAUAAAAGAAUUACAAAGUUAUAGUUUGCACACUCGAUCAUGGGCAUUAACACAAGAUGAAAUUACAUACCUUUUAAAACAACCACAACUAAACAAACCUUCGAAAAUUAAAAGUAAAGUUCGUAAGCAAUGUUUUCAAAUUAAAGAUUAUCUCAAUGGUCUCGUUAGUUCAACUCCCAACUCUGUCGUAGAGAUCUUAAUAAUUUAUAAAAAUGGUAUAUGGCGUGUGAAAGUGAGAGGAUUCAAGGACCAUGUAGACAAUGCUGUAUCCAAAAUACAGAACUGGCUAAAUGAUAAUAUUGAAACUGAAGUACAACUUUCUAUUUCAAAAGUUAUGGCAGUUUUUCUCCGAACAAAAGCUUCGUCUGAUAUAAAAAAAAUGGAAAAAAUUGAUGGUAUAAAAAUAACAAUCAUGUCAGCUGCUUGUCGAAAACAUACGAAUGACGAACAAACUGAUAACAAUGAUUGUUUGAAACUCAGUGGUUCUUAUUCACGCAUUAGUUCCGCACGAAAAAAAGUGGAAGAUUUUCUCGAAGGUUUAUUCGAACAAGAAAAACAGUUUCCUUGUCCGAGUUGGGACGUUUCAAAGAACAUUUCCCAAAGUCUUCGUACAUGUCUGAAAAAAUUACAAGAUUCAGAUGAUUGUGAAGCAAUAGGAUGGCUCAAAACCUAUACAGCGACUGAAAGAAGAGAUACUACACCAAGAGUUACUAUAUCAAUAGUUGGGCUGAACGAAGAAGCAGUUGAAGAUGUCACUGAACAAUGCCAAGUUAUUGUAGACGGAUAUGUUAUUUGGAAGCCAUCUACAGAUGAGUUUCGCGCGAUAUUUAAUGCGUUAAUAGUGAAAAAGUCGCCGUUUAUUGAUGAAUUUCGACAACAAUGGGAAACUGAUAUACAAUUAGAUCGAGUUACGAACACUAUCACUAUUCCUGCACGAUCGAAAAUGAUAGCAGAUGAUAUCAAGGAAGCUCUACUAAGUUUGGGAGAAGAAAAAAAACCUCGAGUGACUCGUAUAUCUGAAUUUAUUCCUAUUCAACCUAAUAUUCGUCGUUUUGUCAACCAAGCUAUUAGUUCCUUGCUUGAUGAAGCAAAAACUCAAAAAGUUUUUGUAGAAGCUAAAAAUUCUACUGGAUUGAAACUGCAUGGUCUUUCUGAUAUUGUUACGGAACUCAAACAAAAGAUCAAUUCCAUUAUCAAUGAAAUUAAACAAAAUAUCACUACGAGUCGUUUGCAAUUAUCUUCAACUGAGUCAGACUUAUUUCGAGGCGAUGCAUAUAAACUAGCAAAAAGUAUUGAACGAGAAACGAAUACUAUUAUUCGAGAUGUUGCAGCAGAUAAAACGAAUUCUACAUCAAAGACCAAUGAGAAUGAUACCAAUUCGGUCGUAACUGUUGUGGUAAACAGUCGAGGUCAAACAAUUGUCGUAGAGAAAGGUGAUAUCACCAAGGUAAAAAAUGUCGAUGUGAUUGUGAAUGCAGCGAAUGGACCAUUGUAUCAUGCAGGUGGCGUAGAUAAAGCAAUUGCUGAUGCUGCUGGUCCCGCACUAGAUCAAGAGUGUAGACAAAUAAUUGCUAAGAAUGGAGGUUUACCCAUUUCUGCUGGUAAAGCAGUCAAGACAACAGCUGGCAAUCUUCCUUCCAAAUGUGUUAUUCAUGCAAUUGGUCCUCAGUAUAUUGAUGGUGAUAAACAAGAACGUCCGUUAUUAUUUUCUAGUGUCUUAUCUAGUUUGAGACUUGCUGAAGGUGAAAGUUUUACAAGUGUUGCUUUACCAGCCAUUAGCUCUAAAACUUAUGGCUUUCCAUUAGCAGAUUGUACAAAUAUUGUGGUCCGCGCAGUAAAACAAUUUUUUGCUGAUUAUCCACAAUCACAUGUGAAAAAAGUUAUUUUAUUAGACAUGGAUGAUGCAGCUUGUAAUUCAUUUGCACGUGAAGUUGUUAUCGAUCAUAGAAAUGCACUUAUAGACGAUGAUGAUAUUAGCAACUACGAAUUGCCUCCAUUAACAGCUAAAUGGUGUUGGCAAGAUGGUAAUGGCGAAAAAAUUUAUGAUGAAAAUCAUACACGUCAAAUUGAGACUGCGUUUCAAGAUUACCUCAAAACUUCCGCCAAAUCGGUAUUAAUAAUUUCUGCAGAUAAUUUAAAAAGUGGUGUUAUCGUUAAUUACAGUAUUCAUUUUCUUCCGAAUUUGAAGCAAAUGUUGACAAGCAAUCCAAGUGCACUCAAUAGUCGCAUUGUGUGUGGACAUCAAAUGAGAGAAAAUACUGGCUAUAAACGAGAUAUCAUUCGCUAUCCCAUUACACAACAAGCGAAAUCUAUACCCGUUACAUAUCAUCCCAAACCAUUAGACCUAUAUGAUUUGAAAUUAGUGACGACAAAAGUCUAUUGGGAUAUAAUUGGUAUCACCAAUGCAGCUAUGCAAAAAGCUGAAGCAGCAAUUCGGAAAGCAAUCGAUUCUGCCACGAUUUCAGAGCCUUUCUCCAUAACUCUGAAUAAACACUUUGAUACUCAUAAGAAAGAACUCAUCAAAAUUGCAACUCAACAGCAAAUUAAAAUUGAUUUUCAGCAAGAGUGCUCAGGACAACUAUCAAUGGUAUUAAAAGGUUUAAAACCAAAUGUAGCAGAAUCAAAAUUAAAAAUUACUUCAUACGCUCUAGAUACCUUGAAAAUGCAAGUAGAUAACGAUCAGAUAAUAUGCAUACCUAAAAAAUGGGGUGAUCAAACGGAAGGAUGCACAUUAGUUGAAAUUCCCCGGAAUGAUUCUGACUUUGCUCGCAUUGAAAAUCGUAUGAAAGAAACUAUGACUAAUGUGAAAAUUGAUAAAAUAGAACGAGUACAAAAUAUACGCAUGUGGAGACAUUAUGCAUUUCGUCAUCUUGAACUUAAAAAAGAACUGAGUCACAUGCCUAAUUUACAAAUCGAAAUGGAGCUAUUUCAUGGAACAAGAACAACACCACCCAGUGAAAUUUACCAUGGUGAAUAUGGUUUCGAUAUGACAUAUAGUACAAGUGGUAUGUGGGGUAUCGGUACAUAUUUUGCUAAAAAUGCUUCAUAUUCGUGUAAUGGCUAUGAUUAUAAAUUACCAAAUGGUAAAAGGCAAGUGUUUUUAGCCCAAGUGCUGACAGGAGAUAUAUAUGAUUGCAAGAGUGAUUCAACUUUGCGUCGACCUCCAAAAAAAAAUGAGACGAAAUCUGGUCUACGAUAUAAUAGUGUAUCAGGUGAUACAGGUGGCAGUAAAGUUUACAUUGUUUACGAAAAUCGUGUGGCUUAUCCUACUUAUUUGAUUACGUUUACCGUCUAG